CUGACAGACCAAUGGCAUUUCUGCGUGGGUAAACGAUGUACGUCCCUUUUUGAGUGCACCGGCGUGGGGAAGCAGUGUGACUGCAGAAAGAAGUGUCGGGAAGAUUAACUACUGUGCAUACGCUGUCGCUGAUGGGUCUGCAUCUCACUGUUUUAUGUGCCAAAGCUCUCGGGUGCUGUCAGGUGAACCCUUCACAGUCACGUGCUAGCAGCCCUCUCAUCAUGGACUCUUCACUGACUGCAGCCCAGAUCCGGGAAAAGUUCAUCGACUUCUUCCGGCGCCACGAGCACCAGUAUGUCCACUCGUCCGCCACCAUCCCUCUGGACGACCCCACACUGUUGUUUGCCAACGCCGGCAUGAACCAGUUCAAGCCCAUAUUUCUUAACACCAUCGACCCGUCGCACCCCAUGGCCAGACUGCGCCGCGCUGCCAACACCCAGAAGUGCAUCCGUGCUGGAGGCAAGCACAACGAUCUUGACGACGUGGGGAAGGACGUGUACCACCACACCUUCUUCGAGAUGUUGGGCUCCUGGUCCUUUGGAGACUACUUUAAGCAACUGGCCUGUAAGAUGGCCAUGGAGCUGCUGACUCAGGAGUUGGGCAUCCCCAUCGAGCGCCUCUAUGUUACCUACUUCGGGGGCCACGCCGAGGCCGGCCUGGAGCCUGACCUGGAGUGCAAACAGAUCUGGCUGGACCUGGGAAUGGAGGAGUGCCGCAUCCUUCCUGGCAGCAUGAAGGACAACUUCUGGGAGAUGGGGGACACGGGCCCCUGUGGCCCCUGCAGUGAGAUCCACUACGACCGCAUCGGGGGCCGAGAUGCCGCCCACCUGGUCAACAUGGAUGACCCCAACGUGCUGGAGAUCUGGAACUUGGUUUUCAUCCAGUUCAACAGGGAGUCCGAGACAGAGUUGAAGCCUCUGCCCAAGAAGAGCAUUGACACUGGCAUGGGAUUGGAGCGUCUGGUGUCCGUGCUGCAGAAUAAGAUGUCUAACUACGACACGGACCUCUUCGUCCCCUACUUCCAGGCCAUCCAGAAGGGCACUGGUGCCAGGCCGUACACCGGCAAGGUUGGCGUUGAGGACACUGAUGGCAUUGACAUGGCCUACCGUGUGUUAGCUGACCACGCCCGCACCAUCACCAUUGCCCUAUCAGACGGAGGCAGACCUGACAACACUGGCAGAGGUUACGUGUUGAGGAGGAUUCUGAGGCGUGCGGUGAGAUACUCUCAUGAGAAGCUGGGUGCUCAGAGGGGCUUCUUUGCCUCCUUGGUGGACGUGGUGGUCGAAUCACUGGGAGAUGCUUUCCCAGAGCUGAAGAAGGACCCAGACAUGGUGAAGGACAUCAUUAAUGAGGAGGAGGUGCAGUUCCUCAAGACCCUCAGCAGAGGGCGCCGCAUCCUAGACCGCAAGAUCCAGAGCCUGGGAGAGAGCACCACCAUCCCAGGAGACACGGCCUGGCUGCUGUACGACACCUACGGCUUCCCCCUGGACCUCACAGCCCUGAUCGCAGAGGAGAGGGGCAUGGGGGUGGACAUCGAGGGCUUCGAGGAGGAGAAGAAGGCCGCUCAGAUUAAGUCCCAGGGCAAAGGCUCCGGAGACGCGGACCACCUCAUGCUGGACAUCUACGCCAUCGAGGAGCUCCGCAACAAGGGCAUCGCAGCCACGGACGACAGCCCCAAGUACCGCUACAACUCCGACGACAGCGGCAGCUACGACUUUGAGCAGGUUGUGAGCACUGUGCUGGCUCUGCGUCGUGAGCGGACGUUCGUGGACGAGGUGACCACAGGCCAGGAGUGUGGCGUGGUGCUCGACCAGACGUCUUUCUACGCCGAGCAGGGUGGGCAGACCUUUGACGAGGGAUACAUGCUGCGCGAGAACGACUCUGCUGAGGAUAAGAUGGAGUUUACAGUGAAGAACACACAGGUGCGGGGAGGCUUCGUGCUGCAUGUGGGGACUGUCUACGGCACACUGAAAGUCGGAGACCGCCUCGUUCUACACGUAGAUGAGGCACGUCGCAGGCCCAUCAUGAGUAACCACACCGCCACACACAUCCUGAACUUCGCCCUGCGGGGGGUCCUGGGCGAGGCGGACCAGCGCGGGUCCAUGGUGGCCCCCGACCGCCUGCGCUUCGACUUCACCGCCAAAGGAGCCCUCACCACCGGGGAAGUGCGCCGCACCGAGGAGAUCGCCUGCGCCCUGAUCCGAGACAACAAGCCUGUGUAUGCUAUGGAGGCCCCUCUGGCUGCUGCCAAGGCCAUCCAGGGCUUGCGCGCCGUGUUUGACGAGACCUACCCCGACCCUGUGCGAGUCGUGUCCAUCGGCAUCCCCGUCACUGACCUGCUCUCUGACCCUGACAGCCCAGCCGGUUCCCUCACCUCCAUUGAGUUCUGCGGUGGAACGCACCUGCAGAACUCUGGCCACGCAGGCCCCUUCAUCAUCGUGUCCGAAGAGGCCAUCGCCAAGGGCGUCCGCCGCAUCGUGGCAGUGACGGGGGCGGAGGCACAGAAGGCCCAGAGGAAAGCAGACGCUCUCAGGCAGAGUCUGGCUGCCAUGUCAGAGAAAGUUAAGGCUCAGACUGCCCCCAAUAAGGACGUGCAGAAGGAGAUCGCUGACAUGACUGAGUCUCUGGGCACUGCAGUCACUUCACAGUGGCAGAAAGAUGAGAUGAGGGACACCCUGAAGGGCUUGAAGAAGACCAUGGAUGACCUGGACCGCGCCAGCAAGGCCGACGUGCAGAAGAGGGUUCUAGAGAAGACAAAGGAGUUGAUUGAGAGCAGCCCUAACCAGCCUCUGCUUGUGAUGGAGAUCGAGAGUGGAGCCUCCGCCAAGGCUCUAAAUGAGUCCCUGAAACUGCUGAAGAGCAGCUCCCCGCAGACCGCCGCUAUGCUCUUCACUGUGGACCCCGAUGCCGGCAAGAUCAUCUGCCUGUGCCAAGUACCCAAGGAGGUGGCCAGUCAAGGCUUGAAGGCGAGUGAGUGGGUGCAGGAAGUGUGCCCCCUCAUGGACGGUAAGGGCGGCGGGAAGGACAUGUCUGCCCAGGCCACAGGCCGCAACGUCCACUGCAUGCAGGAGGCCCUGCAGCUGGCCAACGAGUUCGCCCGACUCAAACUGGGCGAAAACUAGAGAGGAUGGCGUGAAUAAGCAACACCGGGGUUGGGUACUGGUGAACAAAGAGAAGAGAGAGAGAGAGGAAGACGGAGAAAUACCUGUCCACCAUUACACAACCCCAGAAACCCCUUAAUGAACUGGAGUGCUCCAUCUCUGUUGAGUUGGGUGCUUCAGGCAGGACACUGUACAGACCCUUUCACUGAAGAGCGUGGUUAGGCAGGCCAGCAGCCAAGUCCCCCCCCCCCCCCCAAACCCCCCCUGCCCACUUCCUCCCCAGGCUGCUGCCGCCUCCACUAGCUGAACAGAUGUGUGCAUGUUAAGAUGACCUCAUCCACUACCCAUCAUCAUCACCACCACCACUGUCUAAGCAGCUCUCUCAUUGGCCCGUGUACGCACAUAGAAGGCUUUGCCAUAAUACAUCACACCCUCUGAUUGGCUGGUUUCUAAAACUUUGAUUGACAGGUGCAGAGUCACGCUGCAGAGUAACUGAUCUAUGAUCUCUCUCCGCCCACUUCUGUCGUAGCUGACAGAGGCCACUGUGAGCACCAGGCUAAUGAUGGAAACAUUGAUGAUGGAAACUCCUUGUAACGAGAUAGAAGCCUGUUCUCUAUUCCAUUAGACUCUUAGACAUUGUGUUUGUCGAGCUCUUCCUGUGUCUGUCUGUGGACUUGGAGGACGUAGAGGUCGUAAUGUGAGGGUCCCAGUAGACAUUAUAAUACUGAUUCAGUCAUCAAGCAGAGCAUAACCAUGCCACUAGUUGUAACAUAGUCUUCACAUCAACAUGAGCCAUUCCCUUUUUUUUCAUGUCAUUUCAUGUAAGAAAAAUUGAAUUAAUAAAUAAGGGAUUAUUGUACGUUAACAAAUUGUUAAUGUUCAUGGUUGUCCAGUGGAUAAGAACAUUUGCAGACUCUGAAUGUUUGCAGGAGUUUGACUUUCUGGAAUAAAACCACGGGUCAAGGUG
Clupea harengus (Atlantic herring) is the source of this 4068-nucleotide messenger RNA. It is a transcript of the gene aars1, whose product is annotated as alanyl-tRNA synthetase 1. Gene Ontology annotation, cellular component: cytoplasm; mitochondrion. Gene Ontology annotation, biological process: alanyl-tRNA aminoacylation. The record is from RefSeq and is a predicted model, not a curated record. Gene Ontology annotation, molecular function: aminoacyl-tRNA deacylase activity; ATP binding; nucleic acid binding. NCBI's taxonomy places the organism in Eukaryota, Metazoa, Chordata, Actinopteri, Clupeiformes, Clupeidae.